AUGGCAGAUGUCACCAUUGUUACAUUGUGUAUAUUUUCCUGUGUUCUCCUGUUUUUAUCUGCUCCUGUUUUUCAACCAACAGCCCGAAUCACCAAGAUUUUCAUCAGCCAUCUCCACGGUGACCACAUGUUUGGGCUCCCGGGGCUGCUGUGCACGCUGAGCCUGCAGAACAGCGCUGAGAGCAGCAAAGCGCCYGUGGAUAUCUACGGGCCGCUGGGGCUGCGCAGCUUCCUCAGCAGGAGCCUGCAGCUCUCGCACUCGCAGCUGCUCUUCCCCUGCGCGGUGCACGAGCUGGUGCCCACGCCGGACCAGUGCCCUGCACAGGAGUUCAGGGAUUUCUCGGGCCUGGAUGAGGACAGGCUGCCUGAUCCAGAGCUCCCCGGGGGUGUGCUGCAGCCGGAGCCAGGGGAAGGCUCCUACCUGCUGCUGGAGGAUGAGCAGCUGGAGCUCAGGGCCUUCCGCCUGUUCCACCGCGUGCCCUCCUUUGGCUUCGUGCUGCAAGAGAAGCCCCGGCCCGGGAGACUCAAUGUGCACAAACUGAAAGACCUUGGWGUGCCGCCRGGCCCUUUGUACGGGAAGCUGAAGAGYGGAACGGCGAUUGUGCUGCCGAACGGGGUGACAGUUUCCCCGUGUGACGUGCUGGAGGCCCCCAUCGCUGGCAGGAAGGUCUGCGUUCUGGGCGACUGCUCGGGGGCYGUGGGGGCCGCGGCGGCGCGGCUCUGCUGCGGGGCGGACGUGCUGGUGCACGAGGCCACGCUGGACGAUGGCCAGCAGGACAAGGCCAGGGAGCACGGCCACAGCACGCCCAGCAUGGCUGCAGCCUUCGCCAAGCUGUGCCAGGCCAAGAGGCUGGUGCUGACCCACUUCAGCCAGCGCUACAAACCUGCCGCCCAGAGUGGGAACGGGGACCGGGACAACAACAUCACCGAGCUCAAGAGGCAGGCCGAGUCCGUGCUGGGCCAGGAGGUGACCCUGGCUGAGGACUUCAUGACCAUCGAGAUCCCCAUGAAAAAGUGAGACUGAGUCC
This is a messenger RNA of Malurus melanocephalus (red-backed fairy wren), 1027 nucleotides long. It is a transcript of the gene ELAC1, whose product is annotated as elaC ribonuclease Z 1. Gene Ontology annotation, cellular component: nucleus. The record is from RefSeq and is a predicted model, not a curated record. Lineage: Eukaryota; Metazoa; Chordata; Aves; Passeriformes; Maluridae. Gene Ontology annotation, molecular function: 3'-tRNA processing endoribonuclease activity. The transcript has 3 exons. The coding region runs from base 1 to 1017 and encodes 338 amino acids.